GCAGACGACGAUUCCUCUGACCUCUCCUCCUUAUCGUCACUAUCCCCCAUUCCCUCGGAUGAUGAGUUGGACGACCUUAGCGAUGACGCGCCGACCGGAUCUAAAUCGGGAAUUCUAAAGUUCUUCCCCAAGUUAUCAGAGAAGCCGCCAAAGGAGCCUUCGCCGCCACCGCGCAAACGGUCGCCCUCGCCACCUCACGAAUAUGUUCUCGCGGACAAUCCAGACAUUGCAUUUCUGGUAAUGUUUAGAAGCCGCUUCAACGACGCAUUCCCAAAAUCCCUUUCGCACUUCGGACCGCAAGAAUUAGAACGAGACGUUGUCGAACCCAUACCCGGCGAUCGAGCAGAACAUUUUUUGUGCGCCGUCCUCGGACUCCUCCUGAACCGGAAACAAGAUAUCAAAGCAGGUCAUUAUGGCAGAGCAUUGGAAGAUGCUAUUACGUCUCACAAGAACCAAUGGCCGGCCUCAUGGAGCGAGAAAAAUCCGCUGUCCGGCGGCGGCACUUUUAGCUCCCUGAGCCCAACCGAAAGAUUGAAUCUGCUGCGCACCCUCGUCCUUUGGGCCAUGUCCUCGUCCGAUACCCUCAAGGGCUUGAUCAACCAAUCCUAUAAGCAAAAUCGCCACGAAGACGAUAUCAACCAGCCGAGAGCAGUUCAACCGUGGGGUUCCGACGGAGAUAAGCGCCGCUACUUUUUGGUUGAGGGGCAAGACGAUACUGCCUUUCGCGUAUAUCGCGAGAGCAACCCUGCUGGCGCCAACCGAACUUGGUGGAGCGUUGCUGGGACCAUAGAAGAGCUCAGGGCCCUCGCAGAGAAGCUAGAAACGAAAGAUGGCGGCCCUAAAGCCAAGAAGCUAAGCCAAAAGAUUCUUCAAGCCAUCCCGCGAUUCGAAGUCGGAGACGAGAAACGGAAACGGCGAGAAUAUCGACAGAUGCGCAAAGAACAGUUCAAGCGCCCGGAGCCUGGAUUUUCAUUAUACGAGGGCCGCACUCGUGGCAAGCGAAUGAAGUAUACGUAUUCCGACGACGAAGACAUGUUCUCAGACUCGACUGGUUAUAGACGCUCAGCUCGUAAUACCGGAACACAUACGCCAGCAGAAACCGCACCUGUCACCACAUCAAGCGGUCGAACUGUACGAGCUCCGCCUCGGCUCAACGUGACCACGGGAGAAGACCUUGCCACCGGUGAUCAAGAUGAUACCCUCGAAGUUGCUGCAGAGGCUGGAAGGUCGCGUAGAUCGGCAGCCGCAAAUCACGAAACCAAUCAGUCCAUGGAUACCGAUGAAGAGAGCGAGGCUGAGUUUGGUGAUGAUGAAGACGAUGUCGACGCCCAGAUUCCUGAAGAAUCGGAAGACGAGGACGAAUUCAAAGACGAAGCCAUGGAUGAAGAAGACUUGGAAAUGGAAUCUCAAACAUUGGUGGUGAAACUGUCGGUAACUCCACCUAAACUCAAGGGCGUUCUCGCUCCGAGCGAGUUGCUUCCGACCUCGAAUGAAGACGAUGUAAAGGAAAAGGAUGUGACGGCCGGUCCGCCAGAUACGCCGACUCCAAAUCAACAAGUGUUUGAAGCAGAAGUCUUGGUUCCGACAUCCAGCGCGAAGACGACUGAGAGGCAUGUCACUCCAGAGGCUGUUGACCGGCAGGCUUUGGGACCUUUGGGACAACCAUCCAUCUCAUCUACCUCAUUGGCAUUCCGAGGUAGCCCUGAAAAGCAACCGGCGCAACUGGUGUCCGGAAGUGUCAACGUCGGCAGC
This is a messenger RNA of Trichoderma atroviride IMI 206040, 1752 nucleotides long. RefSeq lists its product as uncharacterized. The record is from RefSeq and is a predicted model, not a curated record. NCBI's taxonomy places the organism in Eukaryota, Fungi, Ascomycota, Sordariomycetes, Hypocreales, Hypocreaceae.